Acytostelium subglobosum LB1 is the source of this 969-nucleotide messenger RNA. RefSeq lists its product as hypothetical. The record is from RefSeq and is a predicted model, not a curated record. Lineage: Eukaryota; Evosea; Eumycetozoa; Acytosteliales; Acytosteliaceae. The transcript has a single exon. The coding region runs from base 1 to 969 and encodes 322 amino acids.
AUGCUCAUCUUGUUGUUGCUUCUCAGCUUGACAUUGUUUGGUUAUAGAUACUAUAUCAAGAUGCUCGAACUGAAUCGCCCCACCUAUACAAUGGAGACACUGCCACCCUUUGAACAAGAGAUAAUGUCAGAGACAGAAGCAUUCGAAUUCAUGUCGUCUUCAUACUUUAAGAGUCAUAAGCGCAGACUCGCUGUAUCAAUGCCCUUCCCCGUCUUUCAAACAGAACGCACGCUAGACGCGCUGCGGCUCUGGGAUGAGACGGGUCGCAAGCCGUGCAUUCCUGACAGCCUGUUGGUGCCAGAAGACUUUCUGCCCGAUCUACUCAUGUACACCAACCGCGAUGGACCAAACGAGGAGCUGGAGAGCGCCGUCACAGAGGUAUUCUCAAAGAGCUCAUACCAAAAGUGCUUUGGCAAGCUCGUCUUUGUAUAUGCCGAUCUCACGCCGGAGCUCGAUGCCUACCCCAAUGGGCCGGGCGCACAGUUUGGAAAGUUCUUCACAUUGGAUAUCGUCAAUGAUUACGACUAUGUGCUUCAAGUGGAGCCAGACGUCGUACCCAUCAGAAGCAAGUGGGUGGACGAGUUUGUCCGCAUUACAUAUAUGACCGAGAUGACCAACCGCAGGCCAUUCAUGGCCGUUGGAAGCACAUACCGUCCACGCGACGACAGGUACAUGGACUUUCUGGAAAAGAUACACGUCAAUGGCAAUGCAAUUUGGUCGACGAGCGAACGUUUCCGACUGUUCCUGCGGAGGGUUGAGAAGGAGUACAACGGACUGCGAUUCUACGAUUGGCAGAUAUUCAAAUUCCUCUAUGACAUGAGACACUGGAACAUCAACGAGGCACAUUAUGGAGAGUUUAUGUUCUCUGACUAUAUCCAAAACUUCUCGUGGUGGCCUUAUGAUGAAGAGGAGAUCAGAGUAAACUACCCAAGGACAUACUUGAUUCAUGGUAAUAAACAUACUCUUUAA